GAGAAGGGCAGGGAGGGAGUCACACAGGAGCUGCACACAGAGCUGGGAUGCUGUUGCAGCUCUGAGAAGAAAGGCUGCAUGAGGAGAUGUGUCAUUUUAACACACGCAGAUGGAGCGCGAAAGAGGGACACUGAUGUCUGGAGGGUUAGAUCACCAUCAAAAAGGAGGAGACGAUAUGAAAUAAGGGGUUCUUGGAUGGCGUGGAGAUGUACGCCUUCUACUCCCUUUUAGUCUACAUCUUCUACACUGUCUUCAAAAAGGAGGAGGAGGAGGAGGAGGCCUUGGAGGGGGCGUAUGGAGCUUCCUCAGAUGAGCGAGGAGCUGUUUCCAUGGAAACUGGGAGCAGGAGAAGAAAUGGCCACACCCCCAAAAUGGGAAAAAAGGCCUCUGUUCGGCAUGGUGAAUCGAGCAGCAGCAGCGACAGUGAUGAGAUGUCUCUGAGUGAUGAAGAUGGGGAGGAUGGCCCCGACAUCCCAGCAUGCACUCCUCUGGCUGCCUUUUUGUCCUUCAAGCAGGAGUCUGAGAGGAGGAGGGCCUCACAGGUUCAGGUGGAGACAACAGGAAAGCUCUCGGAGUCUCCCCUGGUGGCCGUGAUGUCCCACUUGCUGAGUUUUCUGGAGCAGUACUCUCACUUCCAGCAGCUGCAGCAGCAGGUCGACCAGUACCGCGUCCAGCUGAAGAGGCACCGUGUCCAGCACCGCCGGCAGAUGAAGGCCCUGCGAGCGUCCUACCGCCAGCGCCUCAUGGACAAGAACAGCAUCAUCAGCAGCCUAGAGGAGGCCAUCAACCAGCAGCAAACCCCCAGUCCACUCAGUGAAGGUGAGUCCAGCAGUCAUGGAGGGGCCGGGGUGCACAGGCUGGUGGAGUCUCUGUACGGUCUGCAGGGUGAGAGGAGUAAGCUGAGAGGUGAACUGCAUCUGCUGCACUCACAGCUGGAACAACAGGACAAAGACAGACACUCACGCAUACAAGCCUUUCAACAGCAGAUCGAUGAGCUCAAGACUUGCAUUGAGGAGCGCGAGGAGGAGCUGACCAGACUCAGAACAGCUACCGGGGCCACCGACUCAGAGAAGCGGGUGAUGUGUCUGACAGCAGAGAACGAUAGUCUGAAGCAGAGUCUGGGCGUGACCCAGGGCCUCCUCCAGCAGCUGUCGACCAUCCCGUCCCAGUCUAGCAGCAUGCUCAUCAAGGAGAAUGAAAACCUCCGCUGCAGAGUGCAGCAGCUGGAGAUGUCUCUACAACAGCGUGCCGAGCAGCUGUCACAACUGGAGCGACAGAGUGAACAGAGCGAAUGGAGGAGAGGAGAAGAGCUGAGGAAACGAGAGGACCGAGUGAGGGAGCUGCAGCUAGAGUUAGACAGAGAGAGAGGGAAGGAGCCAGUGGUGAAGUAUGUCACCAAGACAGUGGAGGUAGAAUCACCAGCCACAUUAAAGCAUUUGACUAAAGCCAAACAGAGGAACGAACUGCUGUCUGAAAAGCUGUCCAAUCAGAAUGAGCGAUGCAAACAGCUGGAGGAACAUAUCAGGAAGUCUGAUGAAUACAGCUGUAACCUGCAGCACAAGAUUGCAGCGUAUGAAAGAGAAAUCAGUAAGCUGAGAGAGGAGCUGCUGAAAGAGAUCGGACACCUGGAGGAGAAGAAGGAGGAAGCUGUGAAGGCUGCUGCCAACUGCUCCGCCGAGCACUUUCAGGACCUGCAGGAACAGUUCUUCAGCUUACAGAAGCGUCUGACAUCACUUCCUCCAACUCUCCGCUCCAUGAAGACAGACUACACCAGCCUGAGGAGCCAAAUUAGAAACUUCUCAGACUUUUACGGAUCAGCUAUUAAUGACGCAAAAAAGCAGAUUUCAGCAGUUAUCAGUGAGAUGUCUGAAGCCAACAAGGAUCUCCUGGAGAAAUACAGGAAGGAGGUAGCACUGCGCAGAAAGUACCACGAGCAGCUGGUGGAGCUCAAAGGUAACAUCCGCGUGCUGUGUCGUGUGAAGCCUGUGCUGAAGGAGGACCAGCAUGAGGAGGGUCAGUCUGUGGUGGUGACCACGGACUCCAACAACGAGUCCUCGCUCAAUGUGCUCAACAAAGGAAAGGGUCGCAUCUUUGAACUGGACAAGGUCUUCCAUCCUCAGGCCACACAGGAAGAGGUCUUUCAGGAGAUUGAACCUCUUGUGACGUCUUGUAUCGAUGGCUACCAAGUCUGCAUAUUUGCCUAUGGACAGACUGGUUCUGGAAAAACAUACACAAUGGAGGGCAGUGUGGAGAACCCAGGCAUCAACCAGCGAGCCCUGAAGCAACUCUUCAAUGUGAUCGAGGAGAGGAAGGACAUGUGGUCCUACAACAUUACUGUCAGCUCUGUGGAGAUCUACAACGAGGUGCUAAGAGACCUGCUGAGUAAGGAUGGAGAGAAACUGGACAUAAAGAUCAACCCGGACGGAACAGGACAGCUUCAUGUGCCGGGCCUCAGGGUCAUCGAGGUUAAGAGCUUUCAGCACAUCAAGAAGAUUUUAGCCCAAGCCAGAAGGAACAGGAUCACCUUUGGUACUCAGAUGAACCAGCACAGCUCCCGCUCCCACGCUCUGCUCUGUAUCACUGUUCAGGGCACCGACCUCGCCUCCGGGUCCAAGACCACCGGCAAAUUGAACCUGGUGGACCUGGCUGGCUCUGAGCGGGUCUGGAAGUCUGGUGCAGAAGGAGAGAGGCUGAAGGAGGCCCAGAAUAUAAACCGCUCCCUGCUGGCACUGGGGGACGUCAUUCAGGCACUGAGAGCUCGGCAGACUCACAUCCCCUUCAGGAACUCACGUCUUACCUACUUACUACAAGACUCCCUCGGCAAAGGCAGCAAGACUGUCAUGGUGGUGCAGGUGUCUGCUCUGGAGAGUAAUGUGGGAGAAACGCUGUGCUCACUGAAGUUUGCCCAGAGGGUGUGCAAGGUGGAGCUGGGCCCUGCAGCCAGGAAGAUCGAAUCUGGUGGUGGACAGUGUGACUGACUCAGCCACUUCUAUUCCCAGGGAUCACCAGGAAACCAUUAAUUGCACCAGACAGUUUAUCAAGUUCCCCCUAACAAGUCAUACCCCACAGUAUCAUAAAGAACAACAGCAAUCCUGCUUAAGGGCUAAAUCUGUGGAGGACAGGCACCAAACCUUCAGUUUAGGUAUUGAGGAUAUUGGCCUCCUCCUUGCCAUGUUCUGCCUCUAACAACCCUUUAUCAUUAGAUAACCUGCAUGCAGGAGGGUUGAUUGUUUCACUCUGAGUGCCAGAAUCCACCUCUGACUCCCCCAACAUCCAGGCUUUGACGCUUCCUUGAACUACAAUAUCUCAAGUUUCUUUUUCAUGAAAUACCAAAAUCCAGGAGUCUUCUUAUCAGCCUCUUGAGGCUUUUCCUCGCAGUAUUUACAAGCUUCUGUUCAGCUUCCAGAGCCACAAUAUCAACCCUUGCCUUUUAUGCAGUAUUAAAACAUCUAGCUUUAAAUGUCUGUAUCUUGUGAGCUUCAUCUACAGUGUUGUAUAUUUUUUAAAAGUUGUAAUGUGUAGGAGAAUCUGUUUUGUAGAAGAGUUUGGGCUAUUUACCAUUUCAAUGACACUUUAAUCACAUACUCGUGUAGUAUUUUGUGAACUUCAAAAUGCUUUUAGUCUCUUUUUAGAGCCUCAAUGAUUUGUCUUUUGAGGGAAAGAGGAACACUGUGGAAUGGAUCAGGUGGCCUUGAUUUGAAGAGUGGGUGAAAUAACAAACAGUGCAAUAUGCUCCUAUGGAGGAGACAGUUUGGGCCUACAUGGACAAAAGAUGCACUUUAUGGUGAAACGAGGGUUUCAGUUGAGAACAGGUGUGUAGGUGCUCGCAAUAGAAAUCACCAAAACCAGUUCAUUGUUAUCUGUACAUCAUCGUUCCUCUAUCACCCAAUGAAUCAAAACGUUUUUGAUUCUAGUGUAGCAAGACAUUUAUGUUGCAGAAACCAUUCUAGAUGUCACAUUAGAUGAUUAGAGUGAGUUUGAAGAGAAUUUUCUGAAUAAAUAUGAUGUAUUUAACAA
Molecule: messenger RNA, 4017 nt
Organism: Labrus mixtus (cuckoo wrasse)
Lineage: Eukaryota; Metazoa; Chordata; Actinopteri; Labriformes; Labridae
Product: kinesin-like protein KIFC3
Exons: 20
Coding region: 207-2978 (923 amino acids)
Biological process (GO): microtubule-based movement
Molecular function (GO): microtubule binding; ATP binding; microtubule motor activity
Source: RefSeq, a predicted model, not a curated record